Messenger RNA from Ordospora pajunii, 423 nucleotides. RefSeq names its product G10 protein. Bases 1 to 423 code for a protein of 140 amino acids. The transcript has a single exon. The record is from RefSeq and is a predicted model, not a curated record. Gene Ontology annotation, cellular component: nucleus; spliceosomal complex. Gene Ontology annotation, biological process: mRNA splicing, via spliceosome. Lineage: Eukaryota; Fungi; Microsporidia; Ordosporidae.
AUGCCAAGGAUUCCAAUCAAUCCUCCAGCAGAGUUUGAAAAGGUACGAGGCUUUCUAGAAAAAGUUGAAGCAGAAAUGAGAAGGCUUGAGAACGCACCGCCAGCGCCUAGAACCCAAGAAAACUUCUGGCCAAUCUUCCAGCUACAUCAUCAGCGAACCAGACACAUCUACAAUCUUAAUGCCAAAGGAGAGAUAAGCAAGGAUUUGUACAGAUAUCUUUCGGAAAACAUGUUUGUUGAUCAUGGCCUAGCUUGCUAUUGGAAGAAGAUGGGCUAUGAAAAUCUGUGCUGUGUUAGAUGCAUACAGCCUACGGAUAGCAAGCGUGGGAAUGUAUGUGUGUGUAGAGUGCCCCAAAGAAGCAUCGAUGCGGAUCAGGUUGUUAGAUGUGAUAAUUGUGGGUGUAUGGGAUGCUCUGGAUACUAA